AGGAAGUUAACAAAGAGACACAGACAGAAAUAAGAAGUAGUGAGAGCACAAAACUCACAAUCCUAUUCACACCACGCACACACAAUCCCAACUCCGAUUUCAAGAUGAAGUUUUUCCUGCUGUUGGCGAUGUUAUCAGGAUGUGCUGCACAUCCUCGAGAUCUGUCCGGUAAAAUGUUCACCUUCCCACAACAAACCGCCACAGCUCGUGUGCAAAUGACCUCAACACGGGAUUUCAGUGCUGUAACCGUCUGUCACAGGUCCUUUACAGACAUCAAAAGAGACCACAUCCUUUUUUCUAUGGCCACAUCGACAAAUGCCAAUUCCCUACUGAUUUUCUGGGACGAAGCAAACAAAGAGAUGGAGCCCCAUAUCAAGGAUAAAAAGUCAGAAUAUGGAGGGCUGGACUACAAGCCCAACAUGUGGCACUCCAUCUGUACCACAUGGGACUCUACAACCGGACUGGUGCAGCUGUGGUUUGACAGUCUACCUUUGAUUAGGAAAUAUGUCACCUCUGGAUCAAGCAUCAGAGGAAACACUAUAAUUAUCUUAGGACAGGAGCAGGAUUCCCACGGUGGCGGGUUUGACCUGAAGCAGUGUUUCGUUGGCAUGAUGUCUGAUCUCCACAUGUGGGACUACGUCCUCUCCGGCUGCGAAAUCCAGAAGUACAUGGAUGAUCUAAACUUCAAUCCGGGGAACGUGCUCAACUGGGGUGCGCUGGAUUUCCAGAUUUUUGACAGAGUGCUGAUAGAAGAUAAACAAACGUCCUGCACCUAAACUUUAAAAACCAAGCCAUCCAUAUGAUGAGAUUCAAAAAUGAAAUUUUCUGUGCUUGAUGUCCGAUGUGAAGUAUGAGUUACCAAUGUCAGCACUUUAUGAUUACUGUUUAUUAAUCUGAACGCCAAGCCGUUCUUUUUACAUUUUACUCACUGUGUCCUUGUAUUUCACUGCAAUAUAUAUAUAUAUAUAUAUAUAUAUAUAUAUAUAUAUAUAUAUAUAUAUAUAUAAGUUCUGCAGCUCUAUGGAAUCAGCACAAUCAUGGCUAAAAGGGGGAACAAAUCAGAAAUGUCUUUUGCGCAGUAUAACACAUUUAUAAUGACUUAAAUCAUAAAAGAAAAAAAAACGCAAGUUGAAUGUCACUGCUAUUUUUUUUUUAAUGGAAUUAAAUUGAAUUUAUAUAUACAACACUUUCCCAAGUGCUCACGAUUUUCAUGAACAUUGUGAAAAAAAUUAGGUCUCCACAUGCUAUACAUAUUGAGGUAUUUAUAUUAUUAACACCUCUACUUGCAGCCUCUCCUCUCCUGUCCUCUCCUCUCUGCUCUGUGUAAACAGAAUUUAAUGUUUUUAACAGCAUCUAGUUAUUCCAAACUGUUUAUUUUUGUUUUAAAUGAGACAUUAUGCAUUAAAAUAAAGUGAUUUUGACACAAAUAUCACAAUUUUAAGCUUUGU
This is a messenger RNA of Centropristis striata (black sea bass), 1448 nucleotides long. RefSeq names its product C-reactive protein-like. The transcript has 5 exons. Bases 105 to 776 code for a protein of 223 amino acids. The record is from RefSeq and is a predicted model, not a curated record. Lineage: Eukaryota; Metazoa; Chordata; Actinopteri; Perciformes; Serranidae.